This is a messenger RNA of Trichomycterus rosablanca, 545 nucleotides long. RefSeq names its product stereocilin-like. The transcript is spliced from 4 exons. Gene Ontology annotation, cellular component: kinocilium; stereocilium tip; cell surface. The record is from RefSeq and is a predicted model, not a curated record. Gene Ontology annotation, biological process: cell-matrix adhesion. Lineage: Eukaryota; Metazoa; Chordata; Actinopteri; Siluriformes; Trichomycteridae. The coding region runs from base 1 to 462 and encodes 153 amino acids.
AUGUCGUGCAGCGAGGAGCAACUUCGAGCCAUGAUUGCUCUGCUCAGCCAGAAUGUAGCAUUUGGACCCAUCAGCUCCUGGGGUCCAGAGGUCUUCAUCGAAAUCGGUGCUUUUGCUGCUGGGAUUCCAGACAUGGCCAUGUCUGCCCUGGUGAAGGAACAGAUAGAGGGCAUCACCCCCCUCGCCAUCUCUCUAAUUACAGCGGAAAAGUUUGCAGUUGUGUUUAAUCAGGCCCAGAUCAGUCUCUUCUCAUAUGAGCAGGCAGCGGCAGUCACCACGGCCCAGCGUGCAGCUCUCAGCCCGGUACAGGAAACCGCUCUCUCCAUGGUCCUCAACCCUCUGGAGGACAAACCUGUGGAUUUCAGAGGCAGGUCGUCAGGGAUAAAAAUCUUUGGGAGUCUUUGUCUCGUCUGCAGUGUACUGGUGUUACAUUCGACGCUGAUUUUCAGUGGCCGUCUCUGAUGAAGCAGCUUUCUUAUAAGACCAGCCGUGUGCUUUUUAAUUUCCUUCAUAUUUGUAAUAUUAUAUAUACAGUAUAUAUGAUC